GCGUCGCUUGCAUGCAAUGAGGAAGGGGACCGCUGCUCUGAAGCGCAAGCAGGUGCAGCAGCUGCGACGGCACCACCAGCAGCUGCUGGCCGCAGACCUGUCCCUGUCGUCGUCUUCGUCGCGCUUGGCGGCCGCCCUGAUUUCAUCGGCGGUGGCCCUCAGCGCCGCAUCUACGUCGUCAGCCGCUUCAGCAGCAGCGGCCAAUGUAAAUAAUCAUCAUCAUAGCCAUACGCAACCGCAGCUACUGCCGCCAGGACAAGUGCUGCCACGCCAUCAUCAUCAUCAUCAUUAUCAUCACCACCAGCAUAUGCAUCUACAGCAGCAGCAGCAGCAGCAACAUCCACAGCAGUCACAAGAACAACAGCAGUCGCAGUCGCACUCCCACAGACAUCACCAUCACCACAACCAUCAUCUGUGUCGCUCGAAACGCAAACUACAAAAAUUGUAUUAUACGCUUUGCCGUUAGAUUCGUACACCCCCUCCCCUUAUUUUUAAUUAACUUUAUAUAUGUAUACUUGUAUGAGAGAAUGUUUCUUAGAACCUUACCUUAAGUCGAAGCAUCCAAGACCGCCCCCAUCGCCAGCCCUCUACUUCUACUCCUACUCUAGUACUUCGCAUCCAUGUAUAUCGUGCGCGUCGCGUCUGUCUAUUUAAGUUUCAAAGUCAUGUCGAAAGAUCGUAUCUCUAUGUUGUAUAUUUAUUUAUUCAAAUUUGUUUUCCCGCUCAUAUCUCAUUUGCGUAAUUGGCCAAAAAACUGAAGCAAAAAUCUCAUCAGUGCAAUACCAUAUACAAACACCUAAAUAUAUAUAUAUAUAUAUAUGUGUCUAUAUAUAUAUAAUACGAGUAUAUAUAUAUAUAUGUAUGUAUCGAAUUUUUCAUCACUUUAUGUAUACAAACACUCCAAGCUAUUUAUUGAUAAUUGAGAAAGAUUUGUGAUUUGCGCACAUUAAUUAACUUCAUCCAGCCUAAAUCGUAAGUGUAGCAAUCAAGCAAUCUUCGUUUUAAGUACCCUCUCCUCUCCCAAGGAAUUUACGUAUUCGAUAUCUUCCGGCACAGUCGCCGCAUACGCUAUAUUCAACCCCCCACUACACUCCACCUACCCCGAAAAAACCACAACAAGCAAACCCUCUGAUUAAGUAUUACUUAGCGUUUAGUAAUGAUAUCUCUUAAGUUGCAACCAAGAUGAAGAUGUACUUUAUAAUGUAGGAAGAACCUCAGUAGCUUCAAUCAGUUGUGCGGCUAGCCCCAGAUCUAGAUCCAUUCCUGGAGCAAUAUUAAAUCGUCUGAUCGUCUGAUUAGAGAGACAGAAAGCAAUCGUCAAUCUCCUUGAUAUUUGUAUUGUGUACUAGUAGUGUAUAUUCUGGUUGUGCUGCGCAGUAGGAAGUACUACUCAAUGCGAAUAAGAUUAACAUUUGUCAAGCCAUAGUGUGGCGCGCGUUCCUUAUACUAUAGUGCAUGGAAAAAUGGGGGAUUUUACCGCUUUCGCUUAGCCCAGAGACAAGAGAUGGCAGAGUGGCCCGUCUUGAUCCCAUCUUGGGGCCCAUUUUAAAGAGAAAUCAAGUUAAAUUAUAUAGUGCAUAGAAGGGAGAGUACCACCGUACCCCAGGCCCCGUACAUACACAACACAAAAUUUCGUACCUUGGUAGAAUUUGCAGUUCAAAAUUGCUUUAGAGUUUGUCAGUGUAAAGUAAAUUGUACGGCUUAAAAUUCACACACGCACACAUGGACAAUUUAGGCAAGAAUAUACAUACAAGAUACUACAUACAUAUAGUAACAAAAAACAAAACAAAACAGUCAUACAAUACACCUGCACUGCAGAUACAGAUGCAGUUGCAGAUGCACAACGUGUAUGUGUUUAUACCCUACUAUUAUGAACAUUAUAAAUGGAAAAGCUGCGAAGUAAACGUGCUAAAGUAAAUGGAAGUGAAGUCCACUUCCCAAUGAUAUGAUUAAUAGAGUUCCCUCAUGUAAAUUCUACUGAUCCAUGCGAGUCUGGUAAUAAAAUGAAUAAGCAUAUACGAAUACA
Molecule: messenger RNA, 2026 nt
Organism: Drosophila miranda
Lineage: Eukaryota; Metazoa; Arthropoda; Insecta; Diptera; Drosophilidae
Product: lateral signaling target protein 2 homolog
Exons: 1
Coding region: 17-466 (149 amino acids)
Source: RefSeq, a predicted model, not a curated record